Molecule: messenger RNA, 716 nt
Organism: Megalops cyprinoides (Indo-Pacific tarpon)
Lineage: Eukaryota; Metazoa; Chordata; Actinopteri; Elopiformes; Megalopidae
Gene: fdx2
Product: ferredoxin 2
Exons: 5
Coding region: 7-597 (196 amino acids)
Biological process (GO): positive regulation of oxidoreductase activity; P450-containing electron transport chain
Cellular component (GO): mitochondrion
Molecular function (GO): 2 iron, 2 sulfur cluster binding
Source: RefSeq, a predicted model, not a curated record
ACUGUCAUGGCGGCCUCCGCUGCAGUCCGGGCAAGCAUGGGACUGACUUUGACACUCUGUCGAAUUAGUCCUACUUGCAAGCUGUGUACAUUACACAGGGCGACUAACUGCAUGCAUGUUAUCACGGGGUCAUCGAGGGGAGACACAAGUAGUCGCUUUCGUACCCUGAACAGGAGCUUGCAAACAUCUAACGGUCUUUAUCACAGCGAAGACGACAACACAAAUACAGAUGACAGCAAAGAUGUGGUUAACGUGGUGUAUAUAGACCGAUCAGGACAAAGAAUCCCAGUCAAGGCCAAAGUUGGAGACAAUGUACUGUACCUGGCCCACAAGCACGGCAUUGAUUUGGAAGGAGCCUGUGAAGCCUCGCUAGCCUGUUCCACAUGCCAUGUGUACGUGAAAGCAGAGUACUAUGAUAAACUGCCACAACCCGAAGAAAGGGAAGACGACAUGCUGGACAUGGCUCCCAUGCUGCAAGAGAACUCUCGGCUGGGCUGUCAGAUCAUCUUGACCCCCGAGCUGGAUGGCAUUGAGCUGACUCUUCCCAAGGUCACCCGUAACUUCUACGUGGAUGGUCACGUGCCCAAACCACACUAAGCAGGCUGGAGAGACGGCGGAGUGGUUCUCACAUGCCCUUUUGGACUAGGGAGCUGGACAGAGGCAUUUUGGAGCAUGAAAGGCCUUGCAGCUCCGGAACAGACACAAGAAACUCACUG